Molecule: messenger RNA, 3117 nt
Organism: Bacidia gigantensis
Lineage: Eukaryota; Fungi; Ascomycota; Lecanoromycetes; Lecanorales; Ramalinaceae
Exons: 3
Coding region: 1-3117 (1038 amino acids)
Source: RefSeq, a predicted model, not a curated record
AUGGUCUAUAACGCACAUUGUGCUUGGUCAGAAGAUCCACAAUGCAAUGGCUGGCACCCGCCCUUGGAGGAGAAGACGAAGAUUAUGGACUACCUCAGGAACUCACAAUGUAACAAAGACUUUAUUGACUGGCACAAGAAUCACCCUGAACCAUGGACCUGGUCCGAGCGAGCCUACAAUGGCUGGAGCCCAGAGACCGUUGAUUUUGGUGAUAUUGCGACUGCAACCAGAGGCGUUGGUUGUUGUGGUCAAUGCGAGAUUUAUGGUGGAGGCUUGAUUGAUGUUUAUUACUUUCCAGUUUCAGGCGCCAAUAGUGAAUGUCUCAAGACGAUCGGAACCCAAAGUAUCAACUGGGAGACUAAUCUUUACAUCACGGAUGCAAGGGGAUACCCGUACUACCAACAGCAGUCAAAUCCCUGGGCUGGCUACACGGGCCAGGAUGAUGAAGACCAAAUCCAGACAAAGACGGCAGGCUUCACGCCUUUAGAAAAAGGCAUUGGUUCAACUGUCGGAACCCACCCAUCCAGCGCACGCAUUACUCCAGGCCCGAAAAUCCGACGUGAGCGCAGAGAUCUUCCAGCCAAAAAUGGCACCGCCAAAAGUGACCAAGAAGGCGUCGAGGUAGCUGACAUCAGAGGAUUCAAAUGCACCUCCCCCUCAAUCUGCGUCGGCUUCUCCUCCAUCUUCGCCCACGACGCCUGUGGCGGGCGUUCCUCCCUCGGCCAAAUCGCCGAAACAAUCCCCUACACAAUCAUCCCCUUCGCGCCAGGCGAGCUCUCCACAGUCGCAAAACCGCUCUGGGACCGCCCGGACGAAGUCCUCCCAGCCAGUCUCAUCAAACCGUUCAACCUCGCGGAUCUGCCCUGCCCGCCCAUGGACGUCAUGCUUUCCGCGCAGUACAAGCCCGCGCCAGGCGUACCUUACCGCCCUGUCCUCGCGCCGCCGAAGAAACUUAGCGAUGCUGUGCCGGGCUGGUCGAAGUGCGUGUUGUCGCAGGCUUCGUUUGCGGGGAUCGAUCCGCCGAGGACGUUGGUGCCGAUGAAGGUGGUGGCUGCGGAGCCCACGGGCGAGCCUAGUGCCAUUGCUGAUAAUGUUGAUCCGAAGGGGACUGAGGCUGCGGCGCCGGGUGAUGUCCCUAAGGAUGGGUCUGCGAAGCCGACUUCGUCACCAGACACGUCGACAGGGAAUCAAGGAGGUGCUAAGCCUGCAGGAAACGGUGAUCCUGGGGAUACUACUGGUCAAGCUGUGCAAGGUGGUGCUACUGAGGGUACUGCUGGUAAUACUGCUGAUACUGGCAAUACUGAUACUGGCAAUACUGGCAAUACUGGCAAUACUGGCAAUACUGGCAAUACUGGCAAUACUGGCAAUACUGGCAAUACUGGCAAUACUGGCAAUACUGGCAAUACUGUACCAGAGCCUGAUCACCUCAAUCCUAUCUUCCAGCAAUCGGACAAUGGACCUUCCCAAGCGACUACACCCCAACAACAACCGCAGUCAGGAGGCACAAUUGAGCAGCCAGAAGGCGGCGAUUCUGGUUCAAAAGACGAUGGUGCAACACAAAACAAGGUCAACACACCUACAGACCAGAAUCCGACUUCGAACCAGUCGCCUCAAAAUCAAGAUUCACCGUCUCAGGAUUCCCCUCAAAAGGCCAGUGAUCCCUCGCAAGAAGUUCAACAAGGGCAACAGACGACAGCAGUCGAUCAAUAUCCUCCCACCUUCCAUGAUCCGUCAAAUGCUUCUCCAGAAUCUAUGGAUCAGUUACACGCGGCACUGAGCCCUGGCACGAAUCCGCAAGGGAACUCGGGUAAUGUGCCGCAAGGUACUAAUGACGGAUCUAUGGGGCAGAGUCAGCAGCCAAGCAAGGACCCCGCAGUACAGCAGAAAGAAGCUACCUCAAUCGGUCAAGAGGCAGCCCCUGCUGGCAAUGGCCAAAAUCCAGAAAGCGGUACAAAUCAAGCGAAUGGAUCUGAGCAAGAGCAAAGACCGUCAGCACAGAAUGAAGACGGCCAGUCAUCUUCUGGCAAUUCUCCUGGGCAGAACGCACCAAAUACCUUUUCAAGCCCAGCGCAAAAUGGCAACUCCCCGACUACUGGAAAUAAGGCGCCUGGAGGUCAGCAAAGUCCUGGAAAUGGAGACCCUGGAAAAUCCUCGUCGAGCAUAUCUGGUUCUGACGAAGAAGAGCCCAGCGACUCCAACCCACAAGGUUCUGCAAACCAAGCCUCAUCUCAAAAUUUCAACCAAGAUUCCGGCGGACAAGGAACCCAAAGCACUGCACAGACCUCAAAUGACUCUACAAACGAUACUCCAGACCAAGAUCCCAAGCUCGGCCCAAAUCAAAACACACCCCUCCCCUCCAACGCGAUCUCCAUAGCAGGCACAACACUAACGCCCGGCUCUGCCCCCGUUACAGCUGCCAACGGCGCCGUUAUAUCCCUCUAUCCCUCCAACCGUGUCGGUGGGGGUGGGCUGGUGAUAGGUUCACUGACCGUGCCUGUGGCGAGUAUCACUGCUGCUGCUGCUGCAAAUGAAAACAUAGGCGCUGGGGAUGCUAGUAUCGGAAGCGAGACCAACGCAGCUAUAAACGGCGGAUUCACCACCCUGCCCGCUACCACUGUUUCCGCUAUCGUAAGCGCUGGCGUGACACUUAUGCCUGCUGUGACGAGGAGCGCGAGUGUUGUGCGCGUUGGUGCUGGGGGUGAGAGAACAGGGAUGGGGGUAGGGGCACUCACCAUCCCAGCAACCACAAUCCCCCCCAUCGUCAGCGCUGGCAUCACGCUCACCCCCGCAUCAACCAGAAGCAAAACGGUUGUCGGGUUUACGCUUCUGGGGGGCGGGGGCGGGGGCGGUAAUGGUACGGCUACCGCUACAUCUGGGUUUAAUGCUAGUGCGAGUGCUGGUGGUGGGGGAGGAGGUGGGGGAAACAGCACAGCGACGGGGGCGGAGACGGGGACGGGAAGUGUGUACAACGGGAGUAAUAAUGGUGGUGCAGGAGCAACAGGGACGGGGGCGGGGGCGGGGGCGGUCAUAGGGGGUGGUAAUACGCGAAACCGCGGUGAUGUUGGAGCAUUGAUGCUGGCGAUGCUGGUGCUGGUUUUAAUCUGUGAGAUAGCUUAG